AAUAACAUUGACCACCCCCAAAACGAAGCAGUUUUAAUUACAUAUGUAUUGGUUGUUCUCUCUUGUGCACUAAAAGUAAUUAUAUCUUCUCUUCUUAGUCCUCUCUGCACAAAGAAAUGUUGCUGAAAAUUGCAACAAUUUUCUUGAUAGGCUUUUUGGCCUUAGCAUACCAAGCCAUUAACCCUCCACCCCCAAGAACAUGUGGUUCACCAGGUGGUCCACCCAUCACAGCGCCAAGAAUUAAGCUCAGAGAUGGAAGACACUUAGCCUAUAAAGAGCAUGGUGUUCCUAGAGAAGUGGCCAAGAAGAAGAUUGUAUUCUUACAUGGGUUUGGUUCUAGUAGACAUGAUGCUGUGAUCGUAACAAAUCCUCCCCAAGGACUUCUUGUGGAACUUGGAGCAUACAUUGUGUCUUUUGAUAGACCAGGGUAUGGGGAAAGUGAUCCUGAUCCUAAUCGAACGGUGAAGAGUUUGGCUCUUGAUGUUGAAGAGCUUGCAGAUACGUUGGGACUGGGAGCUAAGUUCUAUGUCAUUGGAUUUUCUAUGGGAGGACAAGCUGUCUGGGGUUGUCUCAAGUUCAUUCCUCAUAGACUAGCUGGGGCAACACUAAUGACUCCAGUGGUGAACUAUUGGUGGCAUAACCUUCCUGGGAACAUGUCAACAAAGGCCUACUACGAGCAACCCAGAAGAGACCAAUGGGCAGUGAGAGUUUCACACUACUUUCCAUGGCUCACAUACUGGUGGUUCACUCAGAAAUGGUUUCCUUCAUCAAGCGUUGUGCAACGUAAUCAUGCUGUUUACUCCGAUCAAGAUUUAUCAAUCAUUUCCAACUUCUUAAUUAAAAGAGAACAUCAGUCACAGGUGCAGCAGCAAGGAGAAGCUGAGUCCAUUUGUCGUGACAUCAUAGUUGGGUUUGGAAGUUGGGGUUUUGAUCCUCUUGAUAUUGAUAACCCUUUCCCAGAUAACACAGGCCAUGUUCAUCUAUGGCAAGGUGAUGACGAUAAGCUUAUCUCUGUUACAUUGCAACGCUAUAUUGCGCAAAAUAUUCCGUGGAUUCAAUACCAUGAAGUGCCAGGUGCUGGACACAUGUUUCCAUACUUGGAGGAAGUGAGGGCGAAUAUCAUCAAAACGCAAUUAUUGGACUAAAAAUACUUUGCUAGCUGAAUAUUGUUGAUUUUGGAUUGGUUAUUUUAUCAAAUUCAGAGACACGAGUCCAAGUUGUGUGCAAUCUUAGUAGAAAUUUAGGAUCAUUUAUUUUGAAAAAAUAUUUUACUUUUAUUUCAUGUUUUUACUUUUAUUUA
Messenger RNA from Cajanus cajan (pigeon pea), 1300 nucleotides. RefSeq lists its product as uncharacterized. NCBI's taxonomy places the organism in Eukaryota, Viridiplantae, Streptophyta, Magnoliopsida, Fabales, Fabaceae. The record is from RefSeq and is a predicted model, not a curated record.